AUGUCUUUACCGGCAAGAUUAUCGCGCAUGGCGCACCGAUUUUUCUCCCAGAUCGUCGCCGAGGACGAAUCUGAGGACGAAUCGAACGAUGUUGGGUUUGUACCCCGUACCGAGGAUCUCACCGUGGAAUACGACACCUGUAUUGACAUUAGUUCUGUUAUUGAUGUUGUGGGCACUGAGAGGGAUGCAAGCGACAGGGAUGAUGUGGUUGAGGGCGAAGGAGAUGGCGCAACUGGCGAUAUUGUCACUGAUAUGGCUCUUACCGACAUGGACGAUGUCAGCUCCGCUGGUGAUGCCAGCUCGGAUGGCGAUGCCAGCUCGAUUGGAGGUGACGACGGUGUGGCAGUUGUUGACAAGGACAUUACUUCGACAAUUGUGAACGAGGUUGUUGAGUCACGUGAUCGAGCAUGUGAUGGUACUCCGGAGGCACGUGAGGCCGGACACCAAGAUACCGGCGCCGUCCCCGUUUCUAAUCACGUUCACAGCCAAACAAUCAAGGUGACUCGAGCCCCUCGGCUUCGACCGGAUCUCAGCGAUUCGGAAAUGUCCGGAAUUUCAGACGAGUCCGAAGUCGACGUUGAGGUCGAGAACGUGGUGGACACAGACGCGCCGCUCACUGACGUCAUCAAUGGUAUUGUGCGGGAGCGACGCAAGCAGGCAAAGCGAGAAGCCCGUAAACGAGCAAAGACUCACCAGAAGAACAAGGGCUACAAGAUUUCAAAGCCACACAAGAAGCAUGAGCACAAUGCCAAGGAGUUGGAGGCAAUUGAGCGACAGUUGGAGGAGGAGGUUUAG
This is a messenger RNA of Yarrowia lipolytica CLIB122, 795 nucleotides long. RefSeq lists its product as uncharacterized. The record is from RefSeq and is a predicted model, not a curated record. Lineage: Eukaryota; Fungi; Ascomycota; Dipodascomycetes; Dipodascales.